GGUGCAGCAGGUGAAACUUCAGAGAGGUAUAACAUUAACUACUGCGCUCAGCAGCGGAUUUGGAGCCGGUGGCCACCACAUCACAACCACUUGGCCCGUUGGAGUUGUCCUAGGACAAUAACGGUACUCAAUAACUUUUUUGUAUUACUUUGCAAGCCUUGUUCUUAGACUUUGCUACAGCAGUUUAAAGGCUACUGACACAAGCCUACUGUUCCUCUCCGAAUCGCCGAUAUGGGUUUUGCGGACCUCUUGAAUGACGUUGGCGGGUUCGGACGUUUCCAAUGGAUCCAUGUUACCAUGUUGUCUAUUCCUGGUCUACUGAUGGCAAGCCAGAAUCUGUUGAAUAAUUUCACAGCUGGUAUGCCUGGACAUCACUGUACCAUACCCAAUAGGACUUCUAUUGCCAGUAAUCAAAACAUUUCUCUAUCAGAAGUGGAUGACAGACAGCUCCUUCACGCCUUUAUCCCGAUGGAUGCCAGUGGGACCAAAUUGUCCAAGUGUACGAGGUAUGUCGAGGCGCAGUGGCAUCUUCUUGAAAGCAAUGUAAGCGUCAUUGGACGUCAGGCUAACUUCACAGAGCCUGAGACAGAGCUAUGUCUGGAUGGCUGGACCUAUGACAAAACAGAAUUUCUGUCCACAGUUGUAUCAGAGGUAAGUGGAGGUGUCCAUGCGCAUUAUUAAAGUACUGUGCCAUAAAUUAAUAUGUGUCAUAAUAUAAAAUUAUAAAAGUGCGUGUGCAUCCCUUGCAAAAUACUUCAUGAUGCAUGGUUUAUGAAUAAAGUUGUAUAUUAUGAUUAUCAUUCAAUAGGUUUAAUAAUCAUACAUUUUUACAGUACCUGCGCCAUAAAUUAUAGCUGUACUAUAAAAGUACAUGUGCAUUCCCUGCAAAAUACUUCAUGAUGCAUGAUUUAUGAAUAAACUUGUAUAUUAUUAUUAUUAUUAUUAUCAUUUAAUAGGCCUAAUAAUUCACUAACAGUGGCCUUUAUGACAUUGCUGAAAGUCAAGGCAAAGAAUGGGAUAUUAAAAUCCUGCCUAUAAGAAAAGGCUUGUGAUCUUGUUUUCCAGUGGGACUUGGUCUGUACCCUUCGUCCUAUGAAACAGAUGAGCCAGACUAUUUAUAUGGGUGGGGUCCUGGCAGGGGCCAUCAUAUUUGGAGGGCUGUCAGACAGGUGAGCAGCGUCCUGUCACAGACAUGGAAUAAUACCUUAUAGCAUCAUUGUGUUCAACAUUUUCAUCACGGCAAAGGAAUUCAACAAUUCAGUCAUCAUAUUGUCCUAUAAAACAUUACGUUAUCGUUGUAGAGGUUGUACAGUGGAACUGCAUUUACCCGAUGAAGGAUUGUUGUCAAUGUGAUACAAAUGGAUGCAGGUGUACAUUAUGAAUAGGUAACCUACAGCUAAAUCAGUAGUGUAAAUAGAAGUCUGACAUUACUAAUUAAGAUGUCGUCUACUGUAUCCAUUGUCAGGAUAUCAUCGACUCUUUAACAGAAAAAAAAUAAAAAGAACGUUGCCUUGAACCCUGAUCUUGUUUGUGCUUGGACAGAGUAGAGCCCAGUUGGUUGAAAGUACAGGAUUAACAUUCUCCACCUAUCAGACUUUUAUUUUAUUUGUUUUUACACAAUUAGAACUUUUAGUAAUUUCACAGAAAUGUGUGUGUGUGUGUGCGCGUACAUGAAUGUGUGUCCAUGUAAUUUACUUCACAGUAGGGAACAUUCCCUCCUUCCCUCCUCAAUUAUUUGGUAGGGCUUGUAUUUGGUGCUUAGUUGCCACCAACAACAACAAUGCAUUGUGUUCUUGUGAUUUUUGAGCAAGUGUUGCUGUGGUUUCCCCUAUUUGUUUUCCCCUCUAGAUUUGGGCGAAAGUCCCUGUUGAUCUGGUCCUAUUUUCAGCUAGCCACGCUGGGCACCUGUACAGCCUUCUCACCCUCCUUCAUGACCUACUGUAUCUUCCGCUUCAUGACAGGCAUGGCAGUAUCUGGGGUGAUCCUCAACACAGUCUCUCUCAGUGAGUCUCCAUACAACCCCACCUAUAGCCCAUACAUCUAGAGACUUACAUUUGAGUCAUUUAGCAGACGCUCUUAUCCAGAGCAACUUACAGGAGCAAUUAGGGUUAAGUGCCUUGCUCAAGGGCACAUCGGCAGAUUUUUCACCAUUCAAACCAGCGACCUUUCGGUUACUGGCCUAACGCUCUUAACCACUUGGCUACCUGCUGCUUAGAUCCUCUACUCGUUUUUUGUGUGAUAUGUGAAAGUUGGCACACUGUCAGGUCAUUAGGUUUGCAGCAUAAGGAAAUUGUUACUGUCUUUUAAGUCUUUCAAGGGGGAAAUUGAUUACCUGUUGCCAGAGGUGGGUCCGGGAAUGAAAACCUGGGGGAAUCCGGAUCUGGGAGGGAAAUCAUUUUGACAAAAGUUGACUUUAUUUACAUGGAAUCAGGAGAUUCCAUUUACAUUGGAGAGUUCCCAUUUCCACCCCCUGCCUGUCGCAAGGCAACAGAGUGAUAACAGACUUCUGUCCACAGAGGUGGAGUGGAUUCCCACCAAGUCCCGCACUCUGGUGGGCACCCUCUCCUCCUUCUUCUUCACCUUCGGUCAGAUGGUCCUGGCAGGCAUCGCCCACAGCCUCAGGGACUGGCGCAAGCUGCAGGUGGCUGUCUGUGCCCCAUUCUUCCUCUUCUUCCUCUACAGUUGGUGAGUUUACUAUGUUACUGUACCACUGUGCUGGUACUUAUCAUGAAUGAACCAUGUUACUGUACCACCGUACUGGUACUUAUCAUUAAUUAACCAUGUUACUGUACCACCGUACUGGUACUUAUCAUUAAUUAACCAUGUUACUGUACCACCGUACUGGUACUUAUCAUUAAUUAACCAUGUUACUGUACCACCGUACUGGUACUUAUCAUUAAUUAACCAUGUUACUGUACCACCGUACUGGUACUUAUCAUUAAUUAACCAUGUUACUGUACCACUGUGCUGGUACUUAUCAUUAAUGAACCAUGUUACUGUACCACCGUACUGGUACUUAUCAUUAAUUAACCAUGUUACUGUACCACCGUACUGGUACUUAUCAUUAAUUAACCAUGUUACUGUACCACCGUACUGGUACUUAUCAUUAAUUAACCAUGUUACUGUACCACCGUACUGGUACUAAUCAGCAGUAUCCAUAUCAUGAAUGAACAAUCCAGGAUGUCUCACCUUUUGAUUGAUGGGUGAAUGGCAGUCUUUGAGGAGUUUCCAGAGACAACGUCUCUUGUGUUUUCCUAACUGGUCCUAAGGUGGUACUCUGAGUCUGCCCGCUGGCUAGUGCUAAAUCGCAGGUCUGACGAGGCCCUGAAACACAUCCACCGUGUGGCCAGGAUCAACCGCAAACCUGAGAUGGUAGAGAAGAUCACCCUGGAGGUGAGAGAGCUGGCUGGGGUACAAUGAAGGACACGGGCAUAUUGAGGGGUUCCUGGAAGGGUGAGGUGAUAUUGGAGCUCAGAGAAGUAUUAUGACCUGUGUGUGUGUGUGUCUGUCUGUCUGUGUGUGUGUGUGUGUGUGUGCGUAUGCGUGUGUGCAUGCGGCUAUGUGUGUGGCUGUGUGUGUUUGCGUGUGUGUGUUUGUGCAUGUGCAUGUGUGUGAUUACAGGUUCUGGAAUGUCACAUGCACAAAGAGGUCCAAUCGAGUAAGACCACCCACACAGCAUACGACUUGAUACGCACCACAGUGAUGAGAAGAAUAUCUCUUUGUCUUAUGGUUGUUUGGUAAGGUUCAUUUUGUCAUUCCAGUUACCUUUGUACCUAUUCUUAUCUGCUAAACCUUCAAGUGAUCCGAUUGACCUCUCACCCCACAGGUUCUCUACCAGCUUCGCCUACUACGGCCUAGCAAUGGACCUGCAGAAGUUUGGGGUGAACAUCUACCUGAUCCAGAUCAUCUUUGGGAUGGUGGACUUCCCCGCCAAGCUGGUAGCUCUGGGGAGUCUUACCUUCCUGGGUCGGAGGAUCACUCAGGGAACAUGUCUCCUCAUGUCUGCCCUGAUGAUAUUCGCCAACACCUUCGUCCCCACAGGUUAGAUGGUCACACAACUUUAUGUUGGCUACUGUGCUCACGUCUAAUUAAAUGCCAUUGGUCGUGUCUUUGAUAAUCUAAUUCAGAUCACCAAAUGUAGCUAUAAGAACAGUUGUUGACAAGGAUUAACAAUGACAACCCCUUUGAUCCCAACACAGACAUGCAGUCUAUUAGGACUACUCUGGCUUGUCUGGGGAAGGCCUUCACCUCCUCAUCCUUCACAUGUAUUUACCUGUUUACUGGAGAGCUUUACCCCACUGUCAUCAGGUACCUCCCUCAUUAGACAACACUACCUCACUGUCAUCAGGUACCACCCUCAUUAGACAACACUACCCCACUGUCAUCAGGUACCUCCCUCAUUAGACAACACUACCCCACUGUCAUCAGGUACCUCCCUCAUUAGACAACACUACCCCACUGUCAUCAGGUACCUCCCUCAUUAGACAACACUACCCCACUGUCAUCAGGUACCACCCUCAUUAGACAACCCUACCUCACUGUCAUCAGGUACCACCCUCAUUAGACAACCCUACCUCACUGUCAUCAGGUACCACCCUCAUUAGACAACCCUUAGUAUGAGGUACAAUGUUAUUGCUGGGGUUUAUUAACACAGUAGUAUCAUACAUGUCUCCCGAGUGGCGCAGGGGUCUAAGGCACUGCAUCGCAGUGCUAGCUGUGCCACUAGAGAUCCUGGUUCGAAUCCAGGCUCUGUCGUAGCCGGCCGCGACCGGGAGACCCAUGGGGCGGCGCACAAUUGGCCCAGCGUCGUCCAGGGUAGGGGAGGGAAUGGCCGGCAGGGGAUGUAGCUCAGUUGGUAGAGCAUGGCGUUUGCAACGCCAGGGUUGUGGGUUCGAUAAAAUAAUGUAUGCGCUAACUGUAAGUCGCUCUGGAUAAGAGCGUCUGCUAAAUGACUAAAAAUGUAAAAUGUAAAUACAUCUACAGUGCCUUCAGAAAGUAUUCACACCCCUUGACUUUUUCCACAUUUUGUUGUGUUACAGCCUGAAUUUAAAACUGAUUAAAUUGAAAUGUUGUGUCACUGGCCUACACACAAUACCCCAUAAUGUCAAAGUUGAAUUAUGAAUGAAAAGCUGAAAUGUCUUGUGUCGAUAAGUAUUCAACCCCUUUGUUAUGGCAAGCCUAAAUACGUUCUGGAGUAAAAAUGUGCUUAACAAGGCACAUAAUAAGUUGCAUGAACUCAAUCUGUGUGCAAUAAUAGUGUUUAACAUGAUUUUUGAAUGACUACCUCAUCUCUGUACCCUGCACAUACAAUUAUCUGUAAGGUCCCUCAGUCGAGCAGUGAAUUUCAAACACAGAUUCAACAACAAAGACCAGGGAGGUUUUCCAAUGCCUUGCAAAGAAGGGCACCUAUUAUUAGAUGGGUAAAAAUAAGAAAAGCAGACAUUGAAUAUCCCUUUGAGAAUGGUGAAGUUAUUAAAUACACUUUGGAUGGUGUAUCAAUACACCCAGUCACUACAAAGAUACAGGCAUCCUUCCUAACUCAGUUGCCGGAGAGGAAGGAAACCGCUCAGGGAUUUCACCAUGAGGCCAAUGGUGACUUUAAAACAGUUACAGAGUUUAAUGGCUGUGAUAGGAGAAAACUGAAGAUGGAUCAACAACAUUGUAGUUACUCCACAAUGCUAACCUAAUUGACAGAGUGAAAAGAAGGAAGCCUGAACAUAAUAAAAAAUAUUCCAAAACAUGCAUUCUGUUUGCAACAAGGCACUAAAGUACAGGCAAAAUCCCAGAGGAAAACCUGGUUCAGUCUGCUUUCCACUAGACACUAGGAGAUUAAUUCACCUUUCAGCAGGACAAUAACCUAAAACACAAGGCCAAAUCUACACUGGAGUUGCUUACCAAGAAGACAGUGAAUGUUCCUGAGUGGCUGAGUAACAAUUUUGACAUAAAUAGCCUUGAAUAUCUAUGGCAAGACCUGAAAAUGGUUGUCCAGCAAUGAUCAACAACAAAUUUGACAGCGCUUGAAGAAUUUCAAAAAGAACAAAUGGGCAAAUAUUGCACAAUCCAGGUGUGCAAAGCUCUUAGAGACGUACCCAGAAAGACUCAUAGCUGUAGUCGCUGCCAAAGGUGAUUCUAACAUGUAUUGACUCAGGGGUGUGAAUACUUAGGUAAAUGAGAUAUUUCUGUUUUUAAUUUGCAAUUUCUAAAAACAUGUUUUCACUUUGUCAUUAUUGGGUAUUGUGUGUAGAUGGGGGAGAACAUAAUAUAUUUAAUCAAUUUUAAAUUCAGGCAGUAACACAACAAAAUGUGGUAUAAGUCAAGAGGUAUGAAUACUUUCUGAAGGCACUAUAUCUGGAACAGUGUAUGAAUAAAAACACAAAGUAUGAAACUAUUAAAGUAUGAAUACAUUUCCCAUUUUAAUCUCCUCUCCUUCCUCCUCCUCCUCUCCCCCCUCCUCUCCCUACUUCUCUUCCUCCUCCUCCUCCUCCUCCUCCCCCUCUCUACUUCUCCUCCUCCUCCUCCUCCUCCUCCUCCUCCUCCUCCCUCUGCAGACAGACAGGAAUGGGCUUUACCUCCACCAUGGCCAGGGUGGGCUCCAUGGCAGCGCCCGCUGUGCUGAUCCUGGAAGAGGUGCUGCCCGCUCUCCCCAGUAUGAUCUAUGGAGGUGCUGCUGUGGUGGCUGGCAUCAUCGCCUUUUUCCUCCCUGAAACCCUCGACAUCCCUCUUCCUGACACCAUCGAGGAUGUGGAGGAGAAAUGGUAAGGUUGUGAGGCUGUGACCCUGCAUAUAAUUGACCUCUGUCUCAGACAUGUUUUGGAAUAUGAUGGAAAUGUGUGUUUUCCAGGGCUAGUAAGAAGCCGGAUGCAGAGAAACUAGCUGAAAAGGAGACAGUGGCCCUUCGGGAGAUGAAGGAGGGAGCAGUUGAGGGGGAUGGGGAAAUCACGGGACUCAAAGCUCUGUGAGAAACAAACUGAUGAGAAUAAUGUAGAAGAGGAGGUAUGACUUUACUUUGUCGGCAAACGCUAGCAAACUGUUAUAUGUUGGGUAGCAAUUUAAAGACAGAUGCAUGCAACUGUUUAGAGAACUAGAUUAUUCAACUGAAACCAAAAUGGGAACAGAUUAGAACAGAAUAGUUGAUUGUAUGCAGGAGAUACUGGUGUUUCUUUGCUACGCCAUCUUUGUUCUGUUUGUCUUUGUCUGAUUGAUGUAUGGUUUCUUUGGCACAAGGUUGAAAUGAUCAACAGUGAUCCUGUUGACAACUGCUGCCAAUCUCAUAACAUUUUACACUUGGAAAAACCUUAACUUGUAUAUUCCUGUAUGUGAUUUUUUGUUGUUGUUGUUACCUACAUUUUUUAUUCAAAAUGUAGAUAGAUAAUAAAUUAGGCACUUUAGGACAUUUUAUGACUUCAAUAUGCAGUUUAUGGUGCUUGUUUUGAUGACAUUUGCUGCAUUGUGGAACUAUUUUCGAUUGGUCAUUAUAGAACGAGAUUUAGAUCUUGAAAAUGUGUUGUCAGCCUAGGGGCAUUAUUGUAGCUUAAUCCAAAAUAAACAGUAGG
Messenger RNA from Coregonus sp. 'balchen', 7553 nucleotides. Lineage: Eukaryota; Metazoa; Chordata; Actinopteri; Salmoniformes; Salmonidae. The record is from the annotation of a GenBank genome assembly.